Thunnus maccoyii (southern bluefin tuna) is the source of this 3942-nucleotide messenger RNA. RefSeq names its product mitogen-activated protein kinase kinase kinase 2 (gene map3k2). Gene Ontology annotation, molecular function: protein binding; protein kinase activity; ATP binding. Gene Ontology annotation, biological process: protein phosphorylation. Lineage: Eukaryota; Metazoa; Chordata; Actinopteri; Scombriformes; Scombridae. Bases 1465 to 3459 code for a protein of 664 amino acids. The record is from RefSeq and is a predicted model, not a curated record. The transcript has 16 exons.
AGUCUGAUUAAACAGCGUGAUUACUGCACAGGUGUGCGUUGGGUUGGUCACAAUAAAAGGCUGCUUUUAAAAUGUACAGUUUUAUCACACAGCAACAACGUCACAGAUGUGUCAGGCGUUGAGGGAGCGUGUUGUUGGCGUGCUGACUGCAGGAAUUUCCACCGGAGCUGUUGCCAAUGAAUUGAAUGUUUAUCUCACUCCCGUAAGUCGUCUCCUGUGUAAUUUCCGAGAAUUUGGCAGUACACGUAACCGGCCUCACAACCCGCAGACGACGUGUAACCACACCAGUCCAGGACCUCCACAUCCGACUCCUUCACCUGCAAGAUCAUCUGAGACCAGCUGACGCAACAGUCGGUUUGCAUAACCAAAGCUCAUCAUCCUCACCGGGGUCUUGACCUUACUGCGGUUCGUCAUUGUGACCGACUUCAGUGGGAAAUUGCUCACCUUCGAUGGCGUCUGGCUCUUCGGAGAAGUGUUCUCGUAACGGAUGAAUCCCGGUUUUCUCUGCACCUUGUCUGCAGAUGGCUGACGGCGUGUGCGUGGUUACGGUACAGGCAGACAUAAGCUACAGACAACAAACACAGGUGCAUUUUAUUGACGGUCAUUUGAAUGAGAGAGAGAUACCGUGACGGCAUUCUGAGGCCCGUUGUUGUGCCGUUCACCCGCCGCCAUCACGUCAUGUUGCAGCAUGAUAACACACAGCCCCAUGUUGCAAGGAUCUGCACACAACGGCCUGCAUACUCACCAGACUGAGCAUGUCUGGGAUGGUCUGGAUCAGCGUGUACGCCAGCGUGCCCCCAGAAUACACUAGUCAUGUGAAAUCCAUAGUUCAGUGCCUAAUAAAUGUCUUUUUUUCAAGAUAAAACUGCACGUUUUAGAGCUGCCUUGUUAUUGUGACCAACCCAACACACAGUAAUGUGUGCAGUAAUCAUGCUGUUUGAUCAGUAUCUUGAUCUGCCACACCUGUUGGCAAAAGGAGAAGUGCUCACCAACACGGAUUUAAAUACAUUUGUGAACAAAAUUUGAGGGAAAUAAACCUUUUUCGUGUGCAUAGAAGAAGUCUUACAACUUUCAUUUCAACUCAUGAAAACAUGAGAGCAAAAACAAAAGUGUUGUGUUUUUAUAUUCAUGUUGAGUGUAAAUACCUGACAAACCAUCAGAUAGAUGCAAAAAUCAUAUAAAGAUCCAAUAUUGUCAUUAAUCAGUCCUGCUCAUCGAUUUAAAGGGAUGAUUAUUACAGUAUUAAUAGUUUGGCAUCUAGACAUCUAAAGCUGGAAAUGACAGUUACAUUUUGACUUCCCACUAUCAUGCAAAUCAACGUAAUGAACCAAUUAAACGACUUUCAUCUGAUUUUUUUUUUCCCGCUACUGAAACAGAUAUUAUGAUUAAACAUGUUUUCUAUUUAUUGUGAUAAUACUUUCAGUCCGCUGAUCACUCGGCAGCUUCAGGCUCUGAUCCGACUGCAUGUCAGGAUUCACGUCGUCUGUUUUUUCCUCGUUGCAGGAGAAAGGAAUCCCUUUGAUGGGAGAAUCCUCUUUCCUGGCCUCCUGGGUCAAUCGCCGUGCCAUGAUGAUGGAUGAGCAGGAGGCGCUGAACUCGAUCAUGCAGGACCUGGCCGAACUGCACCGCUCCAGCCGUCCUGCCAUGUUCCUGUCGGACCUAGGCAAACCCAAAGCCUCCUCGCCCAAGAACCAGAACGAUGUCAGAGUCAAGUUCGAGUUCAAAGGGGAAAAGAGGAUCUUGCAGUUCCCUCGACCCGUCAAGCUGGACGACCUGAGGUCGAAAGCUAAAGUGGCUUUCGGUCAGACGAUGGAUCUUCACUACACCAACAACGAGUUGGUGAUUCCACUGACCACUCAGGACGACCUGGACAAGGCCGUAGAGCUGCUGGAUCGCAGCGUUCACAUGAAGAGCCUGAAGAUCCUCCUGGUGCUCCAGAUCUCCUCUCAGAACUCUUCCUCCAACAUGGACCUCCUGCCGUCCCACGAGGAGCUGGACAACACGGGAUUCAGGGUGGCGGACAAGAAGAGCAUGCUGGCUUUGAUAGGCUCCCAUUCGACGGACCGCAGCUCUCCUCCACCAGGAUACAUCCCUGACGCGCUCCAGCAGGUGGCGAGGAACGGCUCCUUCACCAGCAUCAACAGCGAGGGAGAGUUCAUCCCUGAGAGCAUGGACCAGAUGUUGGACCCGUUGUCCAUGAGCAGUCCAGAGAACUCAGCGUCUGGAAGUUGCCCCUCGUUAGACAGCCCGCUGGACAGUGACUACCCAAAAUCAAGGAUGCCUCGAGCACAGAGUUACCCAGACAACCACCAGGACUUUCCAGAGUACGACAUCCCAGUGUUUGAGAAGUCGGGGAAAGGGGGAACGUACCCUCGGCGAUACGGCAUUCCCUUCGGCCUUCAAGAUUACAGCGAUGGGAGGAAGACCUUCCCUCGGGCUCGGCGAACGCAGGUCCACGGCUUCCGCUCGCCGGUCAGCUUCAGUCCCACCGAACAGUCGCCCAGCACCAGCAGCGGCAGCAGCGUCUUCACCCCUGACCUGGAAGAAGGCCCCGCCAGGCGACCACGAAGGGGCAGCGACAUCGAGCCCAACCCCAACCCAACUACCGCUCCGACCCUCUCCGUCAUGGACAUCAGUCCGCCCAGCCGCUCUCCACGCGCUCCGACCAACUGGCGGCUGGGGAAGCUUCUGGGUCAGGGCGCCUUCGGCCGAGUUUUCCUCUGUUACGACGCAGAUACUGGACGGGAACUGGCGGUUAAACAGGUCCAGUUUGACCCGGAGAGUCCGGAGACCAGCAAGGAGGUGAGCGCGUUGGAAUGUGAAAUCCAGCUCCUGAAGAAUUUGUGCCACGAGCGGAUCGUUCAGUACUACGGCUGCCUGCGAGACACGAUGGAGCGAACGCUCUCCAUCUUCAUGGAGUACAUGCCCGGAGGUUCCAUUAAGGACCAGCUGAAGUCGUACGGAGCGCUGACGGAGAACGUGACGCGCCGCUACACCCGGCAGAUCCUGGAGGGAGUUUCCUACCUGCACAGCAACAUGAUCGUCCACAGGGACAUCAAAGGGGCAAACAUCCUUCGGGACUCGGUGGGGAACGUGAAGCUGGGAGACUUCGGGGCCAGUCGGCGGCUACAGACCAUCUGUCUGUCAGGAACAGGCAUCAAGUCGGUGACCGGCACCCCCUACUGGAUGAGCCCGGAAGUGAUCAGUGGAGAAGGCUACGGCAGGAAGGCUGACAUCUGGAGUGUCGGCUGCACCGUCGUCGAGAUGCUGACCCAGCGACCCCCGUGGGCGGAGUUCGAGGCCAUGGCGGCCAUCUUUAAGAUCGCCACUCAGCCCACUAACCCCGUGCUGCCCGCCCACGUGUCGGACCACUGCCGAGAUUUCCUCAAACGCAUCUUCGUAGAGACCAAGCAGCGGCCGUCUGCAGAUGAGCUACUGAGGCACAUCUUUGUACAUUAACCUCCCCCCCCUCCCUCCCCUCUGAACGUUUAAUUCCCCCCCCGCCCGCCUGCCGAACUGCCAGAUACGGCCUUACCUGACGGGGGGCGUCCCUGCCUCUGACCCCGCCCCCCCCACCCCCCUCCACCUCCAUGCUGAAACCUUAUUGGACCAGGAGGAACCGGCUGGAAGAAGGUGGGGCGUGUCGGCGGCCUCCUGUCUCUGUUUGUAUGAGACUGCCAUAGAGGACAUGAAUUCUUAUUUUAUUUUUUUCUCCGCAAGUUGCACCUUAAUUUCUCAAACAAGGAGGCGUCGAGCACUUCCUCCUCAAACGAUGACAAAAAAAACAAACAAACAACAAAAAAACAAACGACUCUUUGAAAACGUCUCCUUUUUUUAUGUUUGUACGGUUUCUCUCCUGUUUCGGAGUGGGAUAGUGUCGGUGUUGUGGACCUACGGAAGGUGAUGCCUGACUCUGGAGUGGCCCCCCCCCCCUGCCUUCCC